CUCCAGCUACCUCAUUUUCGUGUCAUGUCAUCAACAACUGUCAGUUAUUAGUAAAAUGUAUUAUUGAAGACAACAGAACAAAUAAAUUACUUAAAAUAAUUAACCAUGAUUAAAGCAAUUUUAGUUUUCAAUAACCAUGGUAAACCCAGGUUAUCGAAGUUCUACCAGUACUUUCCGGAAGACAUGCAACAACAAAUAAUCAAGGAAACGUUUCAGCUGGUUUCAAAGCGCGACGACAACGUCUGUAAUUUUCUGGAGGGUGGAAGUCUCAUUGGAGGCAGCGACUAUAAACUUAUCUACCGGCACUACGCCACCUUGUACUUUGUAUUUUGUGUGGAUUCAUCAGAGAGUGAACUAGGAAUAUUAGAUUUAAUACAAGUUUUUGUUGAGACUCUUGAUAAGUGUUUUGAGAAUGUAUGUGAAUUAGAUUUAAUUUUUCAUGUGGAUAAAGUGCAUUACAUCCUCAAUGAACUUGUUAUGGGUGGAAUGGUACUAGAGACUAAUAUGACUGAAAUUCUCACAAGGAUAGAAGACCAAAAUAAGUUAGAGAAACAAGAGGCUGGCAUCACUGCUGCACCAGCUCGGGCAGUUUCCGCAGUAAAAAAUAUGAACAUUCCACAACAAAUUAAAGACAUCAAAUUACCGGACCUCCCGCAAGCAAUAAAGGACCUCAAAUUCUGACCUCCAGUAGCUCAGCAGUUUCAAAAUAUAGAACUGACUGCCUAUCAUUUGCCGGCAGAUUGUAAAUCUCUGCUUGAGGAACCAACCACUGUAAAGUACACCUGAUGAUAUUUACCACUGGUUUCAAUUUUAUAUGGUUUUAGUCUGUUAGAUUUAUUUUGAUUACUGAAUUUAAAGAGGUCUUUAUAAUACAACAAUGUGACCGAAUAUUAAACUAAAUCUAGAUUUGACAUAGAUUUAUUAUAAAACUUUUAUACAAGUUUUAAAACUUGUAAUUAAGGAUCAUGCAAAUUGUAAAUAAAUUGUUAAUUUGUCAUCAUUCACAGUUGUGCAAUAAAUCUGUACCAACAAUAUUUAUAUCAUUUACUAUUAGUAAUCACACUGUUGUAAGUAAUCAUAUAAAUAUCUAGGAUUAAGAUAUCUGAUAUGUUUUUAUUAAUAAGCAUUAUAUUGUAUUAAAAUUGUUUCGUAUA
Molecule: messenger RNA, 1154 nt
Organism: Aethina tumida (small hive beetle)
Lineage: Eukaryota; Metazoa; Arthropoda; Insecta; Coleoptera; Nitidulidae
Gene: or
Product: AP-3 complex subunit sigma-2
Exons: 4
Coding region: 106-681 (191 amino acids)
Biological process (GO): Golgi to vacuole transport; intracellular protein transport
Cellular component (GO): membrane coat; AP-3 adaptor complex; intracellular membrane-bounded organelle
Source: RefSeq, a predicted model, not a curated record